Messenger RNA from Eptesicus fuscus (big brown bat), 3263 nucleotides. It is a transcript of the gene NLRP14, whose product is annotated as NLR family pyrin domain containing 14. Gene Ontology annotation, cellular component: cytoplasm. The transcript is spliced from 11 exons. Gene Ontology annotation, biological process: regulation of inflammatory response. Gene Ontology annotation, molecular function: protein binding. The record is from RefSeq and is a predicted model, not a curated record. Lineage: Eukaryota; Metazoa; Chordata; Mammalia; Chiroptera; Vespertilionidae. The coding region runs from base 1 to 3261 and encodes 1086 amino acids.
AUGACAGAUUCUUCGUCGUCUUCCUUCUUUUCUGAUUUUGGGCUGCUACUGUACUUGGAGGAGUUAAACAAAAAUGAAUUAAGUAAAUUCAAGUCAUUCCUAAAGAAUGAGACCACAGGACCCGGGAACUGCCUGAUACCCUGGACUGAAGUGAAGAAGGCCAGUCGGGAGGAUCUGGCUAACUUGAUGCACAAGCAUUAUCCAGGGGAGCAAGCCUGGGAUGUGGCUCUGAAAAUCUUUGGCAAGAUGAACCUGAAGGAUCUGUGUGAGAGAGCAAAAGCUGAGAUAAGUUGGACAGCCCAGACCAUGGAACCAGAGGACACCAUGGCUGGAGAGGCGCAAGGUGACCAGGAGGCAGUUCUGGGUGAUGGAACAAAAUAUAGGAUUCAAAUACAGGAAAAGUUUUCCCUCGUGCCGGAUGAGAAGUGUUGGCUUGGAGAACCUAAAGAUUUCCAUCAUGAGAUUGCUGAGGAAGGUAGAGAACUGCUAGAACAUUUGUUUGAUGUGGAUGUCAACACCGGUGAGCAGCCACAGACAGUGGUGCUGCAAGGGGCUGCUGGAGUCGGGAAAACCACCCUGGUGAGAAAGGCCAUGUUAGACUGGGCUCAGGGCACUCUCUAUCAGGAGAAAUUUACCUAUAUUUUUUAUCUCAAUGCGAGAGAAAUUAACCAGUGGAAAGAAAGAAGCUUUGUUGAAAUGAUAUCAACGGACUGGCCCAGCACAGAAGGCCCCAUUGAAAAUAUUAUGUCCCAGCCAAGUAGUCUCCUUUUUAUUAUUGACAGUUUUGAUGAGCUGAACUUUGCCUUUGAGGAACCCGAGUUUGUGCUGUGCGAAGACUGGACCCAGGUACACCCCGUGUCCUUCCUCAUGAGUAGUUUGCUGAGGAGAGUGAUGCUGCCUGAGUCUUUCUUAUUGGUGACAACUAGGCUCACAACUUAUGAGAAACUAAAGCUCUUGCUGAAGAAUCAGCGUUCCGUAGAGCUACUCGGUAUGUCAGAAGAUGCAAGAGAGGAAUAUGUUUAUGGGUUUUUUGAAGACAAGAAGUGGGCCUUGCUAGUAUUGAGUUUACUGAGAAACAAUGAGAUGCUGUUUAGCAUGUGCAAUGUCCCCCUAGUGUGCUGGGUCAUUUGUAAUAGUCUGGAGCAGCAAAUGGAGAAGGGUGGGGACAUCGCAUUGACCUGCAAAUCCACCACGGCUCUGUUUACCUGCUAUAUCUCCAGCUUGUUCACACAGGUCAAUGGAAGAAGUCCCGAACAAGCCCAGCUGAGGAAUUUGUGCCACUUGGCUGCCAAAGGAGUAUGGACUAUGACACACGUGUUUUACAGGGCAAAUUUCCGAAAGCAUGAAUUAAUGAAAUCUGAUGUCUCUAGUUUCCUGGACAUGAAUAUUCUUCAGAAGGACACAGAUUAUGAAAACUGCUAUGAGUUCACCCACCUACACAUUCAGGAGUUUUUUGCAGCUAUGUUCUAUAUGUUGGCAGACAGCUCGAAACUCGGGGACCAUUCCUCUCAGUCUUUUGCAGACUUGAAGCUGUUACUUGAAAGCACCAAUUGUGAACACCCCCAUUUGACGCAGAUGAAAUGCUUUCUGUUUGGACUUUUGAAUGAAGACCGAGUAAAACAACUGGAGGAAACUCUUAACUGUAACAUGUCAUUGGAGAUAAAAGGGAAGAUACUUCAGUGGAUGGAAAUAUUAGGAAACAGUGACUCUUUCAUCCAGCUGGGAUGUCUGGAGUUGUUUCACUGUCUGUAUGAGACUCAAGAUGAAGCAUUUAUAAUCCAGGCAAUGAGAUAUUUCCAAAAGGUUGUCAUUAAUAUUUGCGAGAAAUUCCAUUUGCUUGUGUCUUCAUUCUGCCUUAAGCAUUGCCAGUGCUUACGGACCAUUAAACUGUCUGUAACUGUGGUAUUUGAGAAGAUGUUAAAAUCAAGCUUCCCAGUUGAAACUUGGGAUACCUAUUACUGCUGGCAAGAUCUUUGUUCUGUGCUUCAUACAAAUGAACACUUGAGAGAAUUGGAACUAUAUCAUAGCAACCUUAAUGAACUGGCAAAGAAGAUUUUUUAUAAAGAACUAAGUCACCCAAAAUGUAAACUACAGAAGCUAUUGUUGAGAUUUUUUUCUUUUGCUGAUGGUUGCCAGAAUUUCGCCAGUUGUUUGACUCACAACCAGAAUCUGCUGCAUCUCGACCUGAAAGGAAGUGAUAUAGGGGAUGGUGGAGUGAAGUCAUUAUGUGAAGCCUUGAGACACCCAGACUGCAAACUGCAGAAUCUGAGCCUGGAAUCCUGCAGCCUAACUACACUUUGUUGUCUGAAUAUCUCCAAGAUUCUCAUCAGAAGCCACAGCCUGAUAUUUCUGAAUCUGUCAACCAAUAAUAUAUUGGAUGACGGAGUGGAGCUGUUGUGUGAGGCCUUAAGACAUCCAAACUGUCACCUAGAGAGACUGUCCUUAGAAAGCUGUGGCCUCACAGUAGCUGGUUGCAAGGAUCUCUCUUUGGCUCUCAUCAGCAAUAAAGGGCUGACACAUUUGUGCUUGGCAGACAACAUCUUGGGAGAUGAUGGAGUAAAGAUUAUGAGUGAUGUCUUGAAGCAUCCACAGUGCACUCUACAGAGCCUUGUGCUGCGGCGUUGCCAUUUCACUUCAGGUAGCAGUGAGCACCUGUCAUCUUCUCUCCGAAGCAACAAGAGUCUGACACAUCUGGAUCUGGCAUCAAACCAGCUACAAGACGAUGGAGUAAAGCUUCUGUGUGAUGUCUUUCGGCAUCCAGGCUGCAAUCUUCAGGACCUGGAGCUGAUGGGUUGUGUUCUCACUAGUGCCUGUUGUCUGGACCUUGCUUCUGCUAUUCUGAACAACCCAAACCUGCGGAGCCUGGACCUUGGGAACAAUGACUUGCAGGAUGAUGGAGUCAAAAUUCUGUGUGAAGCUUUGAGGCAUCCAAACUGUAAUAUUCAGAGGCUCGGGUUGGAAUAUUGUGGUUUGACCUCUCUCUGUUGUCAGGAUCUCUCCUCUACUCUUAGCAGCAACCAAAGACUGAUAAAAAUGAACCUGGUGAAGAAUACCUUAGGUUAUGAAGGAAUUAAGAAGUUAUGUGAAGCCUUGAGGUCUCCUGAAUGUAAACUACAAGUUCUAGGGUUGUGCACAGAGGCAUUUGAUGAGGAAGCCCAGAAGCUGCUGGAAGCUGUGGGAGUUAGCAAUCCACACCUAGUCAUUAAGCAGGAUUGUAGUGAUCAUAACGAAGAAGAUGGUUCCUGGUGGAAGUGUUUCUGAUA